Messenger RNA from Coccomyxa subellipsoidea C-169, 1326 nucleotides. RefSeq names its product N-myristoyl transferase. Bases 1 to 1326 code for a protein of 441 amino acids. Gene Ontology annotation, molecular function: glycylpeptide N-tetradecanoyltransferase activity. Gene Ontology annotation, biological process: N-terminal peptidyl-glycine N-myristoylation. Gene Ontology annotation, cellular component: cytoplasm. The transcript is spliced from 11 exons. The record is from RefSeq and is a predicted model, not a curated record. Lineage: Eukaryota; Viridiplantae; Chlorophyta; Trebouxiophyceae; Coccomyxaceae.
AUGGGGAAGUCCCAGAAAGAGAAGCCAGACGAGAAUGGGAAUGCGGUCUCCACUGCCCCCAAGGCACCCGAUGGUGCUGCCUCAUCAGGGCAAAGAGCCUUGCAGGAACAAAUGAUUCAGAUGCAUCUGAGGUCGCAACAGGAGGAUAUGAAGAAGACGUAUGCCUUCUGGGAGACACAGCCUGUUGCCCAAUUCACAGAGGAUGCCAGCACAUCCCAGACUUUGGAGGAGGGUCCAAUAGAUGCGCCAAAGACAAUAGCAGACGUUCGGCCGGAGCCUUACAACCUGCCAGCUGGGUUUGAGUGGUCAACGUGCGAUGUCAACGACAAAAAGACAGUCGAAGAGGUGUAUCAGCUGCUCACCAUGAAUUAUGUGGAGGACGAUGACAACAUGUUCAGGUUCAAGUACUCCCAGGAGUUUUUGAAGUGGGCGCUGCAGCCGCCAGGCUGGCAGGCGGACUGGGUGCUGGGGGUGCGAGUGAGUGGCAGCCGCAAGCUCGUGGCGUUCAUAACAGGCGUUCCUGCAAGCAUGCGCGCGCGGCAGGCCACAAUCAGCAUGGUCGAGAUCAACUUCCUGUGCGUGCACAAGAAGCUUCGCCAGAAGCGGCUUGCGCCCGUGCUCAUAAAGGAGAUCACGCGGCGGGUGAAUCUGCGAGGCAUCUGGCAGGCGGCCUACACAGCGGGAGUGCUGCUGCCCAAGCCGGUGGCGACUGCGCAGUAUUGGCACCGCUCUCUCAACCCCAAAAAGCUCAUCAGCGUCGGCUUCUCCCGCCUCGCGCCGCGGAUGACGAUGGCGCGGACGCUGAAGCUGUUCAAGCUGCCAGAGCAGACGCAGACGCCCGGGAUCAGACCGCUGGAAGAAAGGGAUGUGGAGCAGGUGACGGAGCUGCUCAGAGUGUAUCUGGCAAAGUUUGAGCUGGCGCCAGAGUUCACCAAGGAGGAGGUCUGGCACUACUUGGAACCGCAGGAAGGGGUCAUCGAUGCGUAUGUAGUGGAGGGACCAGACGGCACGGUGACGGACCUGGCGAGUUACUACACGCUGCCGAGCACCAUCAUAGGGAACACGCAGUAUGACACGCUCAAGGCGGCCUUCAUGUACUACACCGUGGCUGCCAAAACCCCCCUUCCGCAGCUCAUGCAGGACCUCCUUGUGCUCGCCCUCCGCAAGGGACAUGAUGUCUUCAAUGCCCUGGACAUUUUUGACAACGAGACCUUCUUGAAGGACCUCAAGUUUGGCAUCGGCGACGGGCGGCUGCGCUACUACCUGUACAACUGGCGCCUGAAGGAGGAGCUCAAGGCCGAGCAGAUUGGCCUCGUGCUGCUCUGA